This is a messenger RNA of Dermacentor andersoni, 821 nucleotides long. NCBI's taxonomy places the organism in Eukaryota, Metazoa, Arthropoda, Arachnida, Ixodida, Ixodidae. The record is from RefSeq and is a predicted model, not a curated record.
CGCUGGAAGUAAGGGUAUGACGUGGCUCGUUCGGAUGCGUCAGGGCAGUCAAUCAGAGAACGCAUCACCUGCGCUUUGCACGACGGCGAAGCGGGCUACUGGACGACAACACGGCUGCUCCAUACCUUCCCCGGAGAGAUUGUUCGCAGCGGGAAUCCUUCUGGGCAAAGUGGACUACAGCCUGGCGAGGCGGAUUGCAGAACAGCAAGUCGACGCAACGGGACGCCAAAUUUGGCUACCUGAGGAGGGAUUUACGGGCUGCGGCGACGCGAGUUGCUGCAAGGCGGCCACCAUGCUGCGGAACAUCCAGCGCUACAAUGGGCUGUUCGGCACCUUGCACGACAUCGUGGACGAGGAGCACGGAUCGCUGUUCGAGGACCCAGUGCAAUGUGGGCGCCUCGCACAAGAAACCUCUGCGAAGAAGAAACUCCUGGAACGAGUCCGACAUCCCUGCUCCAACAGGCGUCCGUCUUGCUGCUGUGUCCAGCCAUCGAAACCGUGCCUACGAGAUCAGCGAUUGCCGUGAUGCAGACCGUCGAAAGAAGGAAGUGUUUGCAAUCAAUUUUAAUUUCACUGGCAGUGCUGGCACAUGCUACAAGACUUGGACCACAGUGCCCCAGCAUGUCAGAGCAAUGGUGGAACAAACGAUAAUUUAGAAAUAUGCUAAUUUUUCUGCCAUUCGCUUGUGCUAGCACAAAACCAACGGGUUGAAAAAUGUUUGCUCUUUUAUUUACCCAUUUGUGCAGCAAAUUAAUAAUUCUGUAAUGAAAACGAUGUCGUACCACUAAUUGGUAUAUCUAAUAAAACCAGAUUUAGGUGUC